CUUGGUGAGACUGGAAGGAUGCAGCCAUCCUGUUGUUAUGAAAGGCUUGUGUGCAGAGUGCGGCCAGGACUUGACUCAGAUACGAAGUAAGAAUGGAAAACAGAAUGUGCCAUUAUCCACAGCAACUGUGUCUAUGGUUCACAGUGUCCCAGAACUGAAAGUUAGCUCUGAGCAAGCUGAGCAGCUAGGAAGAGAAGAUCAACAGCGACUACAUAGAAAUCGAAAACUCGUGCUUAUGGUAGAUUUGGACCAGACGUUGAUCCAUACUACAGAACAGCACUGCCAACAAAUGUCUAAUAAGGGAAUAUUUCAUUUCCAGUUAGGUCGAGGUGAGCCUAUGUUGCAUACUCGAUUGCGUCCUCAUUGUAAGGAAUUCCUGGAAAAAAUUGCCAAGCUGUAUGAGUUACAUGUUUUUACUUUUGGCAGCAGACUGUAUGCACAUACUAUUGCAGGAUUUUUGGACCCUGAAAAGAAGCUUUUUUCCCACCGGAUAUUGUCAAGGGAUGAAUGUAUUGAUCCGUUUUCUAAAACUGGGAAUCUUAGAGAUCUCUUCCCAUGUGGGGAUUCCAUGGUUUGCAUCAUUGAUGAUAGAGAGGAUGUUUGGAAGUUUGCACCCAAUUUGAUAACUGUGAAGAAAUAUGUAUACUUUCAGGGUAUAGGAGAUAUUAAUGCACCUCCUGGAUCAAGAGAAAUUCAAAUGAAGAAGAAAGUAAACCACUCUACAAAACCAGAGGCACUGGAUUCAGCCGUGACAUCAGCAAAAGAUGCUGAAGAAAUAAAGAAUGUUACAUGUGUAGAAGAACAAAGCAAUGGUCUCAAGAAAGCUACAACAGACACUUGUACUGCAAAUGGAAGUACUUCUGUAAGCAGUGAAAUAUCUGACUGGGAUAUGAACUCGUGUGAUAAAGUUAAUGCCCAGGACUCUUUAAACGAUAGCACUGAUCACAAAAUGGACAGUGAGGUCACGAAUGAUUUGACAAAUACAAAAGAAUCUCAGACUUUUUCAGAACAAGUUGAUAGAACAGUAUUGGAGAAGCAGCAAACCCCAGGCAAGACAACAAAUGACUUGGACUUUGAACUGUCUAGUGACAGUGAAAGUGACGGUGGAUUGGAUACCAGAAAGUCAUCUGCUUCUGUAUCAGAUAGUGAGAAUGAGGAAAAGAGAAGCUGGAAGAAAUCCGAACAACCUCUGCUGGAUGAAAAUUUGCAGAAAGGGAGUUGCACUGAUGUGAGUGAGAAAAAGGAUGAUCUGGUGAACCAUUCUGGGGACACGCAAUCUCUACCUAGUGCAAAUAUUCAUGACAAAACUGAUCUUGAAGCACAAGAAGAAAGUGAACAGGAAAGCCUUUGUGAUUUAGGAAAUGGGUGUGCAGACAAGAAAGAAGCUGAAACAGAGUCUCAGAAUAGUGAACAGUCUGGAAUUACAAUGGGUGAGUCCUUAGACCAGAGCAUGGAAGAAGAAGAGGAGGAGGAUGAUACUGAUGAUGAUGACCAUUUAAUAUACCUCGAAGAAAUCCUUGUGCGGGUUCACACUGAUUAUUACACAAAGUAUGAUAAAUACCUGAAAAAAGAGAUUGAGGAAAUUCCAGACAUCAGAAAAAUAGUACCAGAACUGAAAAGUAAAGUGUUGGCAGAUGUAACCAUAAUAUUUAGUGGACUCUACCCAACAAACUUCCCCAUUGAGAAAACACGGGAACACUAUCAUGCCACAGCACUUGGAGCUAAAAUUGUGAAGAAUUUAGUACUGAGUGCUGAUGAUCCUGACAAAGCAACACACCUCAUUGCAGCAAGGACAGGCACAGAAAAAGUGCGGCAAGCUCAGGACUGCAAGGACCUCCAUGUUGUAAACCCUGAUUGGCUUUGGAGCUGCCUGGAGCGCUGGGACAAGGUUGAGGAACAGAUCUUUCCCUUGAAGGAUGACUACAUCAAAACACACAGAGAGAAUAGCCCUGCCACGUUUCCUGAUACACACAGCACAUUUCAGACAGCUCUGUUUCACCCAACACCCAUUCAUCCAAAGUCUCAACCUGGUCCUGAAGUUCGACUUUAUGAUCCUAACACUGGAAAGCUAAUCAGGAAAGGUGCUCAGACCUCUGGCCAGUCAAUGUACAUCCAGUCUCCAGCUCCUCCAAUCACCUUACCAGUCCACGGUGAACACUCAUCCUUCAGAGUUGUUCAACCACAUCAGCAGCAGAUGUUUGAAGAAGACCUACCAGCAAGUGAAAAUGAAGAGCAGCCUGGUCCAUCUAAGCGAAAACGCCAGCCAAGUAUGUCUGAGACAAUGCCCCUGUACACCCUGUGUAAAGAGGAUUUAGAGAGUAUGGAUAAAGAGGUGGAUGACAUCUUAGGUGAAGGCAGUGAUGAAAGUGAUAGCGAAAAAAAAAAGCCAGAAGAGAAAGGUCAAAAACCUCAGAUUAGUGCAACAGAGACUCUAGGAAUGAAAACAAAUCAGAGACCUGGAUCAUCAUCAUCGUCGUCGUCAUCAUCAAGUGAAAGAAGCUUAACAGGCAGUGUACCCAG
Messenger RNA from Phaethon lepturus (White-tailed tropicbird), 2520 nucleotides. RefSeq names its product CTD (carboxy-terminal domain, RNA polymerase II, polypeptide A) phosphatase, subunit 1 (gene CTDP1). NCBI's taxonomy places the organism in Eukaryota, Metazoa, Chordata, Aves, Phaethontiformes, Phaethontidae. The annotation marks the transcript as partial. The transcript has 11 exons. Gene Ontology annotation, molecular function: RNA polymerase II CTD heptapeptide repeat phosphatase activity. The record is from RefSeq and is a predicted model, not a curated record. Gene Ontology annotation, cellular component: nucleus.